AUGCAGGACCCUGCAUCUUUACGGUACCUACCACGGCCCGGCCGGCUUGUCUCUACCGAAACCCGAAGUGCUGGCAUCGGUAUCGGUAUCUGCUUCCUGCCGCCAAGUGCCGACGCCGACGCCGACAUCGACAUGGCACGACAGGAUGGGAUGAGCAAGUUUCGAAGGUUGUCUCACGCUAGUGAGCUGAGCAAACUACCAGCCUACCACUAUUCCCAACCCCGCCCGCUACAAACCAACACCAUGUCCGCCGAAGACCACACCUACAAGUUCAACGUCAGCAUGAGCUGCGGCGGCUGCUCCGGCGCCGUCACGCGCGUCCUGACCAAGCUGGAGGGCGUUAAAUCUUUCGACGUCUCCCUCGACACGCAGACUGCCACCGUCGUCGCCGAGCCGUCGCUGUCCUACGAAAAGGUCCUGACCACCAUAUUUAAGACGGGCAAGAAGGUCAAUAGCGGUGAGGCCGACGGCGAGGCCAGGAGUGUCGAGCCCGUCGCCGUUGCUUAG
Messenger RNA from Drepanopeziza brunnea f. sp. 'multigermtubi' MB_m1, 507 nucleotides. RefSeq lists its product as uncharacterized. Gene Ontology annotation, biological process: copper ion transport. NCBI's taxonomy places the organism in Eukaryota, Fungi, Ascomycota, Leotiomycetes, Helotiales, Drepanopezizaceae. The record is from RefSeq and is a predicted model, not a curated record. Gene Ontology annotation, molecular function: metal ion binding; copper chaperone activity. Gene Ontology annotation, cellular component: cytosol.